UGUGCUGAUCACUGACUGACUCGCCUUCGCUUUGUUUUUGCUGUGAAGUGCUUUGGGACAUCCCCCACUGACACCAAAAGGCGCUUAUACUAAAUUCUUAUUCUUUGGUCACUGAAAAUCUACUGAUUCCUUACAAACUGGCUCGGAGUCCUCAUCAAUGUGAUUGCGAGUGAUGCCUGUACAGCAUGAUCUGGAUUUGGAGGCGGAACUACUAUAUACAAGGAAGGCUUCUCCUUUGAAGAACAUUCAAACAUUUAAUAACAGCUGUGAGAUUUGGCCACCUGACUUUGCUUUCUGCCAGUGAAUACCCUUCACUGGGGAUUUUUUCUCAAAAGUAUAACUGCUGGUUUAUACUGUACUGUAACAAAAUACACCCUCCAAAACAGAGCAGAUUACAGCUGAAAGAAGACAAAAUAAAAAUUGGUGGGCGUGAAAAUUCCUGUAAAAAAACAGUGUAGAACUAAGCAUGCAUUUCGUGCUCUGGGUUCUUGUGGGAAUUGUUUUGAGGAUUUGGAGCUGUCGCUCAGAGGACACAAACUUGAAAGACUGGCGGGGCAAACUGAAAACCAUCCGGAAUGGAAUUCACAAGAUCGACAUGUACCUCAACGCAGCGCUGGAUUUACUGGGCGGGGAAGAAGGGCUCUGCAAGUACAAAUGCAGUGAUGGGUCCAAACCAGUUUCUCGGUACGGUUAUAAGCCCCCUCCACCCAAUGGAUGUGGCUCUCCUAUGUUUGGACUUCAUUUGGAUGUGGGAAUCCCUUCAAUGACAAAAUGCUGCAACCAGCAUGAUCGUUGUUACGAUACCUGUGGCAAUACGAAACAGGACUGCGACGAGCAGUUUCAAUACUGCCUGUCUGUAAUCUGCAGAAACGUGCAGAAAACAUUAGGAAUAGAUGCUACUGUACAAGCUUGUGAGAAUGCAGUGGAAUUGCUUUUCAAUGCAGUGAUGCACUUGGGGUGCAAACCCUACCUGGACAGCCAGCGGGCCUCGUGCAGAUGUGCGUAUGAGGAAAAAAUCGACCUCUGACGUGAUUUUAAAAUAUGAAGAAGAGGCAAAGAUCACAGCCAUGAAGAUUGGUAAAAGAAAAUAAUCUGUAUAAGACCUUUCACUUGUGAAACUGAAUUUCUUCUUUCUCGGAGUAGCUGUCCUUUCAAUGAUGGAGUAAUGUAUAAUUAAGUAUCACAAGUUACUAUCUGUAACAGAUUGUGGUGUUUUGAAGGAUUUCACACGAUUUUCUAUAUUUCUGAGAAGUUGGCAUGCCUUUUACAAAUCAGACAGGUCAUAGAUUUGAUCCCUGGUCUCCGCUCAGGUAGCUAGCUGCUCUCAACUGGACCAAAUCCUGGCCUCUAAGCUGUCUCUCUGACAUGCAACAAGUUAUGGAGGUGAAAAUUCAGCCAGGGUUUUCUCUCCCAAUUUCUAUCUUGUGACCCUAACACCAACUGCAAUGUAUGUAAAGAUGGGAUCAGUUACACAUGUUACUCAAGCUCCUCUUCCUCCACUCUUUCACACUCACACCCCCAAAGAUGCACCUGCCUGGUUUCACAUGUUAACCUGUGGAAGAUGCAGGAGAUCGCCUGGUGCACUUGGAACUGUGUCUCAGUAAGGAAGCCAUCCUUUCAGGAGUUUGGAGAAAAAUGAUCAGUUUUUGGGUGGGUGGGGGGGGAAGCAUAAAUGAUGUGUUUGAAGCCCAUUGAAGAGCACGUUAACUUCCAGUUUAUGCCUAUUUACCAAGUUCCCAUCUUGUGUUCAUGCAUCUGGAGGUGGAGCCAAAUGAAGAUGAGCUUUUCCUCGCAUUACAUGGCUGAAGGACUAUUAAUUGUAGUAUAAUUUGACCUAAGUCAGGUUCAUUUACCACCUAGUGGCAGUUUUGUAGGUGGACAGCAACAUGGGAACAGUUAGACUUGGUGCUGAAGUGAAAGGCGCAAAACUGAGAGAAAGUAACACAAAUAUUUUUAAUUUUACAAAAAUAAAUGUACAACCUGGUUCAACUGGGACCAAAUGUAUGUGCGUGGUACGUAUGUAGCCAGACACAAGUCUCAAACAUUUGAGCGUGCAUCUCCUAAAUGAAUCUUAGCGUCUGAGUCAUAAUGACAGCGACGAACAGCUUGUCCUUUUCUUCAGGACUGGCUUUUGAAGGUAACAAUGGUUGUGUUGUGAAUAUCCCACGAACAACAAACUUGACCCCUAGUGUAGUGCCAUUCAUGUAAAAGAACGUCUCAAAUAGUUCCCAGUUUACCUGUCACAGAAUGAGGUGAAGGUCUGACGUUUCAUUUCUCAUUACCAUGGAAUUUGCACUUUAUAUUUGUUUUGCACAAAUUGCAUUAAUUUGCACUUGUAAGAGAUGCAUUGUUUAAAAAAAAAUUAACACUAAAUCUAACUGGAGGGGAAAAUGUCCUGUCAGUGCUGAAAAUUCUGAACUUUUUUCUCUUAGUAAAGUGGGAAAGGAUUUAAGAUGUUUCAUCCUUUGCUCAGAGGAGUGCUGCAUACUCUUUGCCAUCCCUCUAUGUAAUUUAAAGUUGACUGAAGUGCCUAUGACCGCUUAACUUUGUCUCUCUGAAGCUCCUCCACCAAUAAUCUCCAUUCCUCUGACAAGAGUCUCUCAACCUUUCAUGUUACUUUGCACGUGGCUGUAAAUAGAUUGCUUGUAUAGCAUUUGCUCACCUCUCUUUUACUUAUUUCUCCCUUUCCCCACCCUAUCCGUCCAUAUCUAUAACUGAGAUGUGUAACAGCAACCACAGAAUAUGAAGCCAGUGAAAUAUCACAAGAUGGGUUUCGAUGAAGAAGGCCCUUCAGCCAUUUCAGAAUACCCACCCUGCUGUCCAUCCACUAUGAAGCUAAAAUGCGUUAAAUUAAAAUUUAUGGCCUAGUCAGUUCAUAGAAUCAUA
Callorhinchus milii (elephant shark) is the source of this 2886-nucleotide messenger RNA. RefSeq names its product phospholipase A2, group XIIA (gene pla2g12a). Lineage: Eukaryota; Metazoa; Chordata; Chondrichthyes; Chimaeriformes; Callorhinchidae. The transcript has 5 exons. Gene Ontology annotation, cellular component: extracellular region. Gene Ontology annotation, biological process: lipid catabolic process; phospholipid metabolic process; arachidonate secretion. The record is from RefSeq and is a predicted model, not a curated record. The coding region runs from base 467 to 1027 and encodes 186 amino acids. Gene Ontology annotation, molecular function: calcium ion binding; A2-type glycerophospholipase activity.